Messenger RNA from Sphaeramia orbicularis (orbiculate cardinalfish), 2186 nucleotides. RefSeq names its product membrane-spanning 4-domains subfamily A member 15-like. Lineage: Eukaryota; Metazoa; Chordata; Actinopteri; Kurtiformes; Apogonidae. The record is from RefSeq and is a predicted model, not a curated record. Bases 102 to 857 code for a protein of 251 amino acids. Gene Ontology annotation, cellular component: membrane. The transcript has 7 exons.
CGUCCUCCUUUACUCCGAAACAAAACAAUUGCACAACGUGGGGUUAGCCUCUGAAUCACAGGCUUUUCUUCAGUCAUAAUCAGUUUCCAGGAGUUGACAGGAUGUCUGUGACCAUGGCGAAGGCAGACGGGGUCACCGUCUUCACAUUGACCUCUGACCCCAACAGUGCUUGUCCUCCACUGUGUCAGAUGUUCAAGGGUCUCUGCUACAGCCCUGUGUGCUGCUCUGUGUCUCAGCCCCUUCGGAGGCUCCAGGGAACGUCUCAGUCAGUCCUGGGGGCUUUGCAGGUCAUGGUUGGAAUACUGAACAUUGGUUUUGGAACCAUCCUCUUCGUCUGCACCAACAACUAUUGGUGGGCUCCGGUGUUUACCUUUUGGCUUGGAAGUCUGUUCAUUUUCUUUGGCAUCAUGUGCAUUUUGUCAGAGAAGUUCCCCAGUCCAUGUCUGGUCAUCUUCAAUGUGAUUCUGAAUCUGAUAGGAAUAGGUUUCUCCAUUACAGCCAUUGUACUCUGCAGUAUUUACCUCCAUAGGCCAUGGUGGUUUUACUCCUUACCAUGUGAGAUAAAUCGUUACUGGGGAUACAGCAGUCGAUACAGGACGACGGCCACUGAAUCCCCUGAGCUACAGAUCAUGAUUCAGAAAUGUGAGGAAGGCCAACAUCUGAUUAUGAUGCUCAUAAAAAGCAUCCGUAUUUUGCUGAUCGGCCUGUCAGUUCUGGAGCUUUGCAUCACCAUCAGCUCUGUCGUCUUGGGCAUCAAAGCUCUGAGAAAGAGAGGAAAGGAACAAAACAAGAGCUCUGAGGUCCCAGAACACUACAAAGAGCUCUUGGAGGACGCCACCGCUAACGCUACAGCCUAAGUCAACAUCUGUUUUACAUGGUCAUACACCAUGAACUGUAAUCCUGGGUGUUUCUACUGUAUCUGCAAGACUUCUGGGUCAUUUACGGAAAGGAUUCUCUUCACUUAAUGAUAUUCUAGUGAACAGAUUUUAAUUUUUCACAUAUGCUGCUUGCUUUCACUUUCUGUUCAUGUUCAUUUAAUCUCAUUCCAAUCAUCAUAACAUUUAUGUUAACGUCUGUCCAGAGUUCAUUGAGUUUGUUGUUAAAAUGGACCUCAUCAUAACCCAUGACUGUAUUUGUUAAAUGACCUUAAACUGGAUCAUAACCAAGGUAUUUUGAAAGAUGGAAAUUUAAUGAGUUUAAGAAAUAAUAAUACUUGUAGUGUAUGAUCGACAUCAGGGACGUGCAUAGAUAGACCUGAGGUGUCCCUCAAGACCUGCCCCUCUGGCCUCGGUGCCCUUCUGGUGAUCGUUUUUUUUUUUUUUUCUUUCUUUAAUGUAAUUAUUUAUUUUUUUCCUCAUUCAAAGAAGCCAAUAGAGUCUGCAUCGACAUGACAUUACAAUCACAUUUUAAUAUUAAGUUAAAUCCAAAUAAUUCCCUGUGCCUCCUGUCCUUCCCCCAGUCCACCUCCUGUCACUGCCUCUCUGUCCUGCUCAUGCUGCUCAGUGCGGUUGGAUCUCUGCUGUUGCUGAUCACACAUCGCAUGGCCUCAACUUUUUGCAAGAGACAAACUGGCAAGACUAGCGGUGCCUUUGACUUACAACUGUUUAAGCAAAUCUUCGUCCCGUUCCCCACAAGUUUGGCUGGUUAGUGUAGCCAGUAACCCAAUACUAGCGUGUGUCUGAUGAUUAGCUGUAGCACGUGGAGAGGUCACAGAGGUCACGGCCCACGGCCCAGUGAUGCUAAUUCAGUGCAUUUGAUAAUGUGAGGAAAGAUAGAGGGGCGAACCAGCAAAUCGACAAAAAUCCUCCGCUACUUAUUUGCAUGAAAAGCUGUGAGUACCCGAUAUAUUUCCAGAGUCACAAAUCUAUAAUAGCCUAUGAAUCCAAACUGUGUGUAAAAGUGCGUGUUGUUGUGGUGUCAGGCUGAACAGAGGCAGUGGAGUCUGGAGUUUGUGGGGAGUGGACAAGAAGAGCAGAUCAGAGGUGAACACCCAGACACUAGGCUUCAUGUUACAUUCACACUGAUUGGAGUAUUACACACAAUAUAAAAGUUAAAUCAAAUCCCCUUUUUUGGAAAUUAUUGGGAUGUGAAGUUUCAAAUUAUUAAAUUAUUGCCAAAGUCGUUGUUUGUCAUUAUAAUAAGUUACACAAGCAUGAAAAAAAAUCUGUAUGUCUACAACACAGGUG